AUGAACAAAUCUGAUUAUCUGAUCAAAGCAAAAGAGAUAUUAGAUAAUGAAAGAGCAUUCAAAAAAUUAGACUAUGAUUUAACUGAUAAACGUGAACAAGAAUUUAUCGAAUUUCGAUUGCAACUUAAAAUAAGCAAAAUGAUUAAUUCUAAACAAUAUAGAUUAAUGAGACCGGAGACGGGUUCACGAACACCAGCAACAUAUUUCUUAGUUAAAGUACAUAAAUCGGGGCAAUCAGUUCAACCUAUCAUUUCAAGUUAUAAUUCAUAUAACUAUAAUACGCCUAAAUAUUUAACAACAUUACUUAAUCCAGCAAUCUCACAAUGUCCGUCUUAUGUUAAAGAUUCAUUCGAUUUUGCAAGAAUUAUAAAAGAAAAUAAGACCUUACCAGGGCUCAGAAAAGGCUAUUAA
This is a messenger RNA of Rotaria sp. Silwood1, 411 nucleotides long. NCBI's taxonomy places the organism in Eukaryota, Metazoa, Rotifera, Eurotatoria, Philodinida, Philodinidae. The record is from the annotation of a GenBank genome assembly.